AUGUUUUACAACCUGCUCUCAGCACUGAUUUUUGCCAGCUUUGCCUUCUUCUUGGGCACAGCCCACUACCCCAUCUAUUUUUGGCCCCUGAUGAGAACCAAGGAGUACAAGCUAGAACAAGCCAUAAAUCGGGCUGGUAUUGUCCAAGCAGAUGUGCAGUCACCAGGAUUGAAAGUGUGA
Molecule: messenger RNA, 180 nt
Organism: Trichosurus vulpecula (common brushtail)
Lineage: Eukaryota; Metazoa; Chordata; Mammalia; Diprotodontia; Phalangeridae
Product: small integral membrane protein 20-like
Exons: 1
Coding region: 1-180 (59 amino acids)
Biological process (GO): mitochondrial respiratory chain complex IV assembly
Cellular component (GO): mitochondrial inner membrane
Source: RefSeq, a predicted model, not a curated record